AUGCUUCAAGAACAAAAGAAGAGAAUCAUUGCACUCGGAUUUGAAGGAAGUGCCAACAAGCUUGCCAUCGGAGUGGUUACCAUGGACGGAGAGAUUUUGAGUAAUUUACGACAUACUUAUAUAACACCACCAGGGACUGGAUUUUUACCAAGAGAAACAGCCAUUCAUCAUAAAGAAUAUAUUCAUGAAAUGGUAAAGAAUGCGUUGAAAGAGGCUAAUAUUACAAAGGAUGAUGUCGAUUGUUUAUGCUACACAAAGGGACCUGGUAUGGGAGCAUGUUUACAUGUGGUUGCUGUUGUGGCUCGGACCUUGGCACAACUCUGGAAAAAGCCUCUCAUUCCCGUGAAUCACUGUAUUGGACAUAUUGAAAUGGGGAGAGUAGUCUGUAAAGCAGAAAAUCCAAUUGUGCUGUAUGUGAGUGGUGGUAAUACUCAAGUGAUUGCGUACAGUAUGGGAAGAUAUCGAAUAUUUGGUGAAACCAUUGAUAUUGCUGUCGGAAAUUGUUUAGAUCGAUUUGCUCGUCUCAUCAAUUUAUCCAAUGAUCCGAGUCCAGGAUUCAAUAUUGAGAAAAUGGCACGUAAGAAGAAUGAAGAUGGUUCAGAUUUGAAAUAUAUUGAACUACCAUACGUUGUAAAAGGAAUGGAUGUCAGUUUUUCUGGCCUCUUGUCAUGGCUUGAAAAAUUUGGCUUGGAUAUGUUAAAGCGAGGAGAAUGUACCGCUGAAGAUUUGUGUUUUUCACUGCAGGAAACAAUAUUUGCCAUGCUUGUAGAAAUUACUGAGCGAGCAAUGGCUCACUGCAACUCUAAUGACGUUCUUAUUGUUGGAGGUGUUGGAUGCAAUGAGAGACUUCAACAAAUGAUGAAACAAAUGGUGGAUGAAAGAGGCGGAAAAUUACAUGCCAUGGAUGAUCGAUAUUGUAUUGACAAUGGUUGCAUGAUUGCCUAUGCAGGAAUUUUGCAUUUUGAUGCCAUUGCAAAAACACACGAGGGAGCUCACGAAGCAUUAUUGGGAGAUACCAAACGAUUGUAUGAAUUGUAUCCACUGAGUGAAUGCUCCGUCACACAACGAUAUAGAACUGACGAAGUGGAUGUUAUUUGGAGGAAAUAA
Naegleria lovaniensis is the source of this 1107-nucleotide messenger RNA. RefSeq lists its product as uncharacterized. Gene Ontology annotation, biological process: tRNA threonylcarbamoyladenosine modification. NCBI's taxonomy places the organism in Eukaryota, Heterolobosea, Eutetramitea, Acrasida, Naegleriidae. The record is from RefSeq and is a predicted model, not a curated record. The transcript has a single exon. Gene Ontology annotation, cellular component: cytoplasm; EKC/KEOPS complex. Bases 1 to 1107 code for a protein of 368 amino acids.